Molecule: messenger RNA, 1710 nt
Organism: Dama dama (fallow deer)
Lineage: Eukaryota; Metazoa; Chordata; Mammalia; Artiodactyla; Cervidae
Gene: AFG1L
Product: AFG1 like ATPase
Exons: 13
Coding region: 88-1527 (479 amino acids)
Cellular component (GO): cytoplasm; mitochondrion
Molecular function (GO): ATP binding; ATP hydrolysis activity
Source: RefSeq, a predicted model, not a curated record
UGAACCCGGCUACGUUUGUCUGUGCCACCGUCUCUUUUCUGGGUUUCAAUAAAGUUUUCCUCUUCCUCCCCUGGUACGGAGCUCAAGAUGGCGGCCUCAUGGUCGCCCUUGGUUACCCUGCGCUUAACGCAGAGCCGGCUGAGAGGGAGAUGUGUUGGGUGCAGGGCUUGGGCCGCUGCUCUCACCCCUUCGGCCAUCGCCCCUGGAAACCCUCUUUGUAAAGCCUAUUCACUUCAGCCCCCUGAGAGUAUGUCUCCAACUGCUGCUACAGAGGCUUAUUCAAAAGCUUUAGCUGUUUGCCAUGGACCACUGGACCACUAUGACUUUCUGAUCAAAGCUCGUGAGCUAAAGGAUGAUGAGCAUCAAAGAAGAGUCAUACAAUGUCUGCAGAAACUGCAUGAGGACCUUAAAGGAUACAGGAUAGAGGAAGGCCUUUUUUCUAAGCUUUUUUCAAGGAGCAAACCUCCAAGGGGCCUGUAUGUUUAUGGAGAUGUGGGUACAGGGAAAACAAUGGUGAUGGACAUGUUUUAUGCUUAUGUGGAAAUGAAGAGGAAAAAACGUGUUCAUUUUCAUGGUUUCAUGUUAGACGUUCACCAAAGGAUACACCGCCUUAAACAGAGUUUGCCAAAGAGGAAACCAGGAUUCAUGGCUAAAUCAUAUGAUCCAAUAGCUCCUAUAGCUGAAGAAAUUAGUGAAGAAGCAUGUCUCUUAUGUUUUGAUGAAUUUCAGGUCACUGACAUUGCUGAUGCCAUGAUUCUGAAACAGCUUUUUGAAAAUCUGUUCAGAAACGGGGUCGUCGUUGUGGCAACAUCCAACAGGCCACCGGAAGAUCUCUAUAAAAAUGGACUCCAAAGAGCUAAUUUUGUCCCAUUCAUAGCUGUCCUGAAGGAAUACUGUAAUACGGUCCAACUAGAUUCUGGGAUAGAUUAUCGGAAAAGGGAGCUUCCUGCUGCAGGAAAACUCUACUACCUCACAAGUGAAGCUGAUGUGGAGGCUGUCAUGGAUAAGUUGUUUGAUGAGCUGGCUCAGAAACAAAAUGAUUUAACUAGACCAAGGAUUCUAAAAGUGCAAGGCAGAGAGCUGCGGCUGAAUAAAGCCUGUGGAACCGUUGCCGACUGCACAUUUGAAGAGCUGUGUGAGAGACCACUUGGAGCCAGUGACUAUUUGGAACUGUCAAAGCAUUUUGAUACAGUAUUUUUACGAAACAUUCCACAAUUUACCCUGGCAAAGAGGACCCAAGCUCGGAGAUUCAUAACUCUCAUUGAUAACUUUUAUGAUUUCAAGGUGCGCGUAAUUUGCUCUGCAUCAGCUCCUAUAUCAAGCUUAUUUUUGUAUGAUCAUCAUGACAGUGAGUUGGAGCAAAGCAGAAUACUGAUGGAUGAUUUGGGGCUGAGCCAGGACUCAGCGGAAGGACUCGCCAUGUUUACUGGAGAAGAGGAAAUCUUUGCAUUUCAGCGCACAAUUUCCCGACUCACAGAAAUGCAGACUGAACAGUAUUGGAAUGAAGGAGAUAGAAGCAAGAAGUAACCGUCACUUUUGCGUGAAUAAAACUCUGGACAAAUGAUUACUGCAGGGAGAACUCUUUAUUAUGGGACUUGAAGGAAUCAUUUUCUCAUCAUUAAUUAUGCACUUUGUCCUCUGGACCAUUUUUAUCUAAAAUUGCUGUCAAAGAUAUAGUGGUUUAGUAAGUUAAAGCCAUUUUUAGGUCUA